CGGCUCCUCUCACCUGCACAUGAUCCGCCAUUUUGCUCCAUUCAUGCUCCUCUCCGGCCCCCCCUCCCCCCCAGCGCGCACCUCGGCCGGGGCCGCUGCCGCCGCCGCCGCCGACGCCGUCGCCGCUGCGCCUGCGCGCUGGGGGCUCGUCGCGCUACGCUCGUGGCGUAGCGCCUCUCGGUUGCGCAGGCCCAGGCAGCCCGGGCCGUGGUUGGAGAAUGCGCAGCACCGCUGGGACGGCGUAAAGGCACGGGCAACGUCAGCGGCCCGGAGACGCCGGACAACAGCAACCGGAGAACUUCUCCAGCUUCCAUAGGCAAGGGAUGACUUGGGGUGUCUGGAUUGCCUGAGGUUCCAGCCUCUGGAUUGAAAUAGCUUUCAAGUAAUCUGACGGAGUUUUACUGUCGCCAGGCUGGAGUAGCACCAUCCCAGCUCAUUGCAACCUCUGCCUCCCGGGUCCAAGCAGUCUUUUGCCUCAGCCUCCUGAGUAGCUGGGACAACUAGCAUGCACCACCACACCCAGCUAAUUUUUGUAUUUUUAGUAGAUGUGAGGCUUCACCAUGUUGGCCAGGAUGUUCUCAAUCUCUUGACCUCAUGAUCUGCCUGCCUCGGUCUCCCAAAGUGCUGGGAUUACAGGUGUGAGUCACCACAUCCAGGCCAGAAUCUGGACUUUAUUUAUUUAUUUAUUUUUGAGACGAAGUUUCGCUCUUGUUACCCAGGCUGGAGUGCAAUGGCACGAUCUUGGCUCACCACAACCUCUACCUCCUGGGUUCAAGCAAUUCUCCUGCCUCAGCCUCCCGAGUAGCUGGGACUACAGGCGCGCGCCACCAUGCCCAGCUAAUUUUUGUAUUUUUUAGCAGAGACAGCGUUUCACCUUGUUGACCAGGAUGGUCUCGAUCUGUUGACCUCGUGAUCCACCCACCUCGGCCUCCCAAAGUGCUGGGACUAUAGGCGUGAGCCACUGCGCCCGGCCCUGGACUUUUAACAAGAUCUACGUGUUACAGUUUGGAAGGCACUGCUCUGGCAGCCCCCAGGGUGGCCCUAAAGCCCUCCUCUUCUCACUCCCUGAGCCAGAGACCAUGCAGCUCCCAGGCAGAGUUGAUUCUCCUUAGGGACUAAAGGGGAAGAUUAGGCCACAUCCCAUUUUCAUACAACUACCCACUUUCCAAGGUGUGCUUUUCCCAAAACAGCAUCCUUGGUUCUCCCUUGAGCUUUGGAUCAAACUCUUCCAACCCAGGCAGCAGGGUGGGGGGUGGUGAGCUUGAAGUGACUCAGCCCUGUCCUCGCAGAGCUCUUGACAUUCACCUUUUCAAGCUGAUUUGGUCUGCGGCAUGUACAGCAGGCCUGAGCUGUGCACGGUCCUCUCACUCCUUGCCAGGGUAACUGAACCCCUGUGGGAGAGGAAGUGGGCCUGUGUAUAUAAGCACCUGUUAUGGAAUGAACCCCAAGAGAAUGAACUGCUGGUCUGAGCCUCAGUUUUUUCCAGCAUUUCUGCACCGUGCCUCUAUGCAGAUUGCUUUCUAAACCCUCUGGCUUUAAGCUAAACUUCUCUGAGCAGCCUGGAUUUCCCUAAAGCAAUGGGUCUUCUUGCAUGGAUCUGCCUUCCAUUUAGGGGCCUGCGAAAUGCUGAAUCAGGAGCCCUGGUCUCUACUUCUUCCUCUGCUGCCUAGCUCUGACCUCAGGCAAGAUGCAAAUAAAUGUGUUCACACCUGCCCUGCCUUUGUCGAGGGGUAGAGUGGCUGAUGAAAGUGUGGGCCUGGAAACUGGGAGCUAUGAAGCAUUUUCGGCAACCAUGAGGCAUUUUCAAAAUAUAUAUGAAAGUGAUUGCUAUUGAAACUUAAGAUAAUUUGCAGAUGAAACCUAAGCAUCUUUCUAAUGCUCAAGAAUGCUGGAAAGAAGGCAAAAAUCCAGCAGUUGAGGUGUACUUGGGGAGUCAGUUCCUUCUCCAGAGGAGAUGAUCAUGUUUCUUGAAUCUUUGCAGGGUUGGUGUCAGUGUGUGUUCUUGGCAGGCAGGGAGUGCUCCCAUGUAGUUAAAUGGUGGCACCUCUCUCUCUCUGUGUGUGUGUGUGUGUGUGUGUGUGUGUAUGGGAAAGUGGUGUCUGGUUAGGCCCACAUGAGCUGUCUUAUGUGUCUCUCUGUGCCAUGUCGUGUGUGUGGUUCACCUGUUAGAGUUGAGAAGCCUGGUUUGGUGGCCUCAGAUAAGUUCCUCAGGCUUUCCCAGCCUCAGUUUCCUUAUAUGUAACUUAGUGGUUUGUCCCUUCCAACUUGCAUACAGCUUGAGGUGGGGCCCUUCUGCUGCUGGUUUCACUGUCUAAUUUGGUUUCUUGGUCUCUGUUCCAGCAGGCCAGCCCCUGUUUGCUGGUGCCUCCAUGUGCCAACUUCUGUACCUGAAUUGUUGCUCACUGAAGAGCUGGCACUUGCCUUUUUGUAAAUUGUCUGUAACUCACUGGAAAUGCAGGAAGCUUGUGUAUAAAACUCACUCAGAAAACACACACACACACACACACACACACACACACACACACAGAAGAAACCACAGGGCCUAUCAGCCUGUCGUCAUCAAGCAGACUAGAAUAGUGUAGAAAACUCUAGGCAGAGAGGAAAUGAACUUCAGAGAAGGGGAACACACAGCUGAGAAGACAGAGGAGAGGGCAGGAGUGAAGGAGAGAGCUGAAGCCAGGGGCUCCGAGAUGGUCAGAGGAUGGGAGACGGGGCAGUGAAGCAGGGCUUCCUGUAUCUUCAGCAGCAGCAGACGUUUGGAAAGAAAUGGCGCCGCUUCGGGGCUGCGCUGUAUGGAGAGUCGGACUGCGCCUUGGCCCGGCUGGAGCUGCAGGAGGGUCCGGAGAAGCCCCGUCGGGGUGAGGCUGCCCGGAAGGUUAUUCGCCUUAGUGACUGCCUGCGGGUGGCUGAGGCCGGCGGAGAGGCCAGCAGCCCCCGGGACACCAGUGCCUUCUUCCUGGAGACCAAGGAACGCCUGUACCUACUGGCGGCCCCCACUGCAGAGCGAGGCGACUGGGUGCAGGCCAUCUGCCUCCUGGCCUUCCCGGGGCAGAGGAAGGAGCUCUCGGGGCCAGAGGGAAAGCAGAGCCGGCCGUGCAUGGAGGAAAAUGAAUUGUACAGCUGCGCGGCCACAGUUGGCCCCCGCAAGGAAUUUGCUGUGACCAUGAGAUCUACAGAAGCCAGCGAGAGGUGCCACCUGCGGGGGUCCUAUACCCUCCGGGCGGGGGAGAGUGCUCUGGAGCUGUGGGGUGGGCCUGAACCAGGGACCCAGCUGUACAACUGGCCCUACAGGUUUCUGCGGCGCUUUGGGCGGGACAAGGUAACCUUUUCCUUUGAGGCAGGCCGGCGCUGCGCCUCUGGAGAGGGCAACUUUGAGUUUGAAACCCGGCAAGGCAAUGAUAUCUUCUUGGCCCUGGAAGAGGCCAUCUCUGCCCAGAAGAAUGCCACCCCCGCUGCACCCCAACCCCAGCCAGCCACAAUCCCCGCCUCACUGCCCCGGCCUGAGAGCCCCUACUCCCGGCCCCAUGACUCACUGCCGCUGCCUUCACCCACCGCACUAGUACCUGCUCCACGGCCUCUGGGCCCAGAGGGGGAGUAUGCCGUGCCCUUUGAUGCAGUGGCCCGUUCCUUGGGAAAUAACUUCAGGAGCAUAUUGGCAGUCCCUCCUCAGCUCUUGGCUGACCCUCUGUACGACAGCAUUGAGGAGCCCCCGCCCCCUCGACCCGACCACAUAUAUGAUGAGCCCGAGGGAGUGGCUGCCCUGUGCCUUUAUGACAGCCCACAGGAGCCCCAGGGUGAGGCCUGGAGGAGGCAGGCAACAGCUGACAGGGACCCCAGUGGCCUCCAGCAUGUCCACCCAGCCGGGCAGGAUUUCUCUGCCUCUGGCUGGCAGCCAGGAACCGAGUAUGACAACGUCAUACUUAAGAAAGGCCCGUAGUGACAGAGGCCGCAGCCCUGUCCCUGGCUUCUGCUGGUGACUCCUCAUGGCCACAGCAUCAGACGACCCUCCUCUGCCCCUCUGGAGCCCGAGGCCUGGCCUGCCUUCCUUGGGGCUGAAACACUGCCCCUCCCAGGGCCUGCUGGGUGAGUCACCAUCCCAAAGCAGGAAGGGUGCCCUGGAGGACCCACCCUCCUCCCACUCUUUUUCCACUUCCUCCUCUUUCUUUCCCCAGCUGAGGGGGAACCUGGGGCAUUUGGGGCAGAGGACAAAAGGAUGUCAGCAAUUGCCUGGGCUGCUUGGCUGUGCAGGCCUCCUGACUGCUGAUGGCCACUUCAGGGACAGCCUGGGCCCAGGCACCAAGGUGGGUGGCGGUAGCUUCCUCAGCUUUCAGAUUUCUCAGUGGCAUUAAAGCAUUUU
Messenger RNA from Callithrix jacchus (white-tufted-ear marmoset), 4357 nucleotides. It is a transcript of the gene DOK2, whose product is annotated as docking protein 2. The record is from RefSeq and is a predicted model, not a curated record. Gene Ontology annotation, biological process: Ras protein signal transduction; cell surface receptor protein tyrosine kinase signaling pathway; positive regulation of MAPK cascade. Lineage: Eukaryota; Metazoa; Chordata; Mammalia; Primates; Cebidae. Gene Ontology annotation, cellular component: cytoplasm.